AUGAGGUUAAAAACCUACACAGCUACGGCACCCCGCAUAUACGGUGCACCGAAGGCUCACAAGAAAGGUCUACCAUUGAGACCAGUCGUAGCUUGCAUGACGUCACCAACGUACGAACUAUCGAAAUAUGUGGGCUCGAUCAUCCAAAGUUCGAUAAAAAGCAAUUACAACGUUCUGGACUCGUUCUCUUUCUGUGAGUACAUCAACAAUGUACAACUCCCACCGGAUUAUGUUCUGGUAUCCCUGGAUGUGGUUUCGUUGUUCACGUGCAUUCCGAGGGAGCUGGUGGUGCAAAACGUCAUUAUGCGCUGGGACGAAAUAAAGGAAAACACGAACAUCAACCUGGAUUUGUUCCUAGAGAUGACGGAGUUCUGCAUAAAUUGCAGUUACUUUCAAUUCAAAGGACAAUCCUAUCAGCAGGUGUUUGGAACAGCGAUGGGAAACCCACUGUCGCCCAUAAUAGCGGAUCUAGUGAUGGAAACCUUGCUAGAUUCGGUCACCAAGAAGAUCAAGUUUCCGAUCCCGGUGAUCAAGAAGUAUGUGGACGAUCUGAUGCUGGCGAUACCGAAAGGCGAAAUCGAAACCGUGAGAAAUGAAUUCAACCAAUAUCACGAGAAAAUACAGUUCACCGUGGAGGUGGAACAGGAUGGCAAACUACCAUAUCUGGACUUGUUGGUCAGAAAACCAGACCAAUCAAUAAAAACAGAAUGGUACGCCAAACCUAUCGCGUCAGGUAGAUUCUUGAACUACCUGUCGGCCCACAGCAUGACACUCAAGAUGAACGUCGCCAAAAACCUCAUAAAACGAGUAACCACCUUCUCCACCAACGUCGAUGAAGCCGCAGCAAAGAAGAUUGUCCACAAACAACUGCGACAGAACGACUACCCGAAACCGCUGAUCAAUCGCCUCAUCAACCGACAUCGAGAAAAUCCGCCCACUACAGCGCCGCCCACGGAUGCUGAAAACUCGAAGCAAUUCCGGUCGAUCGUCAACAUUGGCACUCUCACCCGCAAGAUUCAACGGACCCUCCGUGUGGAUUAUCCGGAAGUGGUGAUUUGUCCACAACAACGCAAGACUGUAAAAUCGAUAAUACCAGGAGUGAAGGACAACAACUACACAACUGGAUCGCCUCCUGAUGUCACACCAACAUCUGCCGACACCUCUGUCGCUCGGUCGACCGGCCAAGUGCCGUCGUUGCCCCGACCACCAUCCGCACAGCGACCGGGCCGACCCGAACCGAGCGCAAGAGUUUGCGCAGAAUUUCUGGAAAAAGCUCUCACCUUCGGCCGGGCCCAGCCGGCAAUCCAUCCAGCUCGGUUCGAUUCAGUCUGCAACCAGCCGGCUAUUGUUGUUGAUUCGCGGGUGUCGUGCGGCUGUCGUCCGGCAGCAUGCGAUAACCCUGCUGCCGCCAGCUCAGCUGUGGUGUGUGAUUCUGUGUCGUUACGGGGAAACGAAGUGGCUUUUCGUGGCAGCCAACACGAGCGCCAUCCCAAAUAG
Molecule: messenger RNA, 1497 nt
Organism: Aedes albopictus (Asian tiger mosquito)
Lineage: Eukaryota; Metazoa; Arthropoda; Insecta; Diptera; Culicidae
Exons: 3
Coding region: 1-1497 (498 amino acids)
Source: RefSeq, a predicted model, not a curated record